Molecule: messenger RNA, 478 nt
Organism: Tigriopus californicus
Lineage: Eukaryota; Metazoa; Arthropoda; Copepoda; Harpacticoida; Harpacticidae
Product: pro-resilin-like
Exons: 2
Coding region: 28-411 (127 amino acids)
Cellular component (GO): extracellular matrix
Source: RefSeq, a predicted model, not a curated record
UUCCACCAACCGUUCAACACUAACAAAAUGCAGACCUUCAUUGCUUUCUUGGCCUUGGCAGCUGUUGCUCUUGCCGACAACGCUCCCUACAAGCCCGCCCCUUCCUAUAAGGAGCAACCCGCUGCCUACCAAUACCAAUACGCCGUGGCUGACGACUAUGCCGGAGUCAACUUUGCUCAAAAUGAGGCCCGUGAUGGUUAUGCCACCAACGGUGAAUACCGUGUUGCCUUGCCCGAUGGUCGCACCCAAAUCGUGACCUAUAAUGUGGGUGAUGCUUACUCCGGAUAUGUGGCUGAUGUGCGAUAUGAGGGAGAGCCCAAGUACGAGUCCUACAAGCCCAAACCCGCUCCUUACAAGCCGGCCCCUUACAAGCCCGCUACUUACAAGCCCACUCCCUCUUACUCCGCCUAAUAAGUGUCCCCUCCGGACUUUCCUCUUAUUUAUUUUUGAAAAUAUUUAUGGAGAAAUACAAUGCUAC